ACUGCUGCUAUCGUUCUACAGCAAGCUUUACCUGCAGGAGCAAGGGCAUGCACACCUAACCAGGAGCAAGGUGCUGUCUCGCUGGUUGGCAUCUCUUCCUGUGCAGUUGUCCCAGUUGGGCCACCGUAACCCAAUGCUGUCUGCGCAGCUCAUCCUUUCCAUCCAGGCCGCUGCUUCUCGAGGCAACAAAGACCUGCUCAGCAGUCUGCAGACGCAUGCCUGCACGCUGUAUGAUCCACAGGAUGGGGUCGUGGUGCUCUUACCAUCAGAGUCCCAGCAGCGAAUGGUGCAGCUGCUCUACUUCCUCCCCAAGAUGUCCCAGCCUCUUCUGGCCAAUCUGAGCAGCUGCUGCACUGCUGGACGAAUCUCUGCCGGCCUCGCCGCCUCUCUGAUUCGUAUCAUACAUCUUAGGUCCCCUCUGAGCAGCUGGACAGCUGGGAGCCAGGAAGCAGCAUUGCAGCACGUGGACUAUUUCAGCUUCCUGUUCUCCACCCUCAUAGGCUUCUCGUCCGAACAGCUCGCCUCCCUGCAGGAGGCAGAGGAUGACAGUGUCCUGCCUCCCGCCGCUCUUUCACCUCUCAGCGUCUACCCCACCCCGCUGGAGCAGUUCACACACCACUGGGACAUUGUUGAGGAAGUGUGCCACUGUCUGGAAACUCUGGGCUCAAAGUCUCAGUGCUUUGACAUCUUACAAACUGGCAUUUGCAACUACCUGACCAAGUUAGAGGUGGUUUCCGACAGCAUGGCGGCCGGGCUGCUGAGAGCUGUAUCCAGACUGCUGGAUCUCUCAGUCCUGCCCCUUGAGCCUGUGUUGCGCUUCUUGUCACAGUGCUGCCUCAGCCUGUUGUCGUUGCUCCUCACCCUGCAGCAGGAGGCACCUACUGAAACCAACCACAAAAGGGAAGCAAUUUGGGGUGCUUGCGUGACAGCGCUGAGCAGCAUUCCUCGCCUGCUGCGGGUUGUCCUGCAGUCGUUGCGCGUUGCCAAUCUGAACGAGGAGGAGCUGCCGCAGCUCGGACAGAUUCUCUCCAUGCUGCUGCAGCACACGUCGCUCCACAGCCAGCUGCUGGCCAACACCACUCUGCUGCAAGAAAUCCUCCAGCACCUCACGAGGUUCUCCCGGGGUGCAACCAGGGAGCAGUGGCUGACAGACCUGCUCUACUGUUACAGCGUCACCGUGGCUCACGGCUCGUCUGCUCACCGUGGUAAUCUGGGCCUUCGAGACAUAUACUAACGGAUGCACCCAACAGUACGUGGUGUAUUGCUCAGUUUAGCCUCCCAAACAUGUUACAGUCACAAUGACAACACGCAGGGCUCAGUAGUGACAAGUACACAUGAUCACACUUUCAUACAGAAGACAAUGAGAACUUUUUUGUUUUAAAGUACUCCACAUUCUUGUCCUUUCUUCUUUACUGUUUUAUUCACAGCCCUGGUAACUGUGUAUUCUCUUUUUUGAGUGUUAAUACUGAACGGUCGUCCAGUGGCUACUUAAGUGACUUUGUAUUAAAAGGAGUGGUGGGUAAGCAGAAUAAAGGCAAAAUGAAGUUAAAUCA
Haplochromis burtoni (Burton's mouthbrooder) is the source of this 1553-nucleotide messenger RNA. Its product is annotated as testis-expressed protein 10 homolog. NCBI's taxonomy places the organism in Eukaryota, Metazoa, Chordata, Actinopteri, Cichliformes, Cichlidae. The record is from RefSeq and is a predicted model, not a curated record. The coding region runs from base 134 to 1234 and encodes 366 amino acids. The transcript is spliced from 8 exons.